GUGGCCCAGAUGAGGAACCCAAAGCAGCUGGAGGUGGACCAGAUGAAGAACCAGAAGCAGCUGGAGGCGCAGGCGGCACCACAGCUGCAGCAGCUCCCCAUACCGCAAGAGCUGUUUUCCUGCGGUGGCAAGGCCCCCGCCACGACGGCUUCCACCAUCUUCGGGUCGGGGUUUAGUAAGACGACGCCCUCUACCGGGACGGUCUCCAGCACGAACGGCGGUCUCAGGUUCGGCCAGGCGCCGUCGGCCUGGACUGGCGGUACCACGACUGGCGCCUCUGCUGCCGCCUCCACUGGCUUCAGCUUUGGACCGACCACAGCGCCACCUGCUCAGCCGAGCACGCCGAGCUUCUCGUUCCGUCCGCCGACCGCCGAGGGCGCCACCAGCACACCGGCCAAGGCAAGGGGCGAGAACACCACGGAGGACGGACCUGUCAGCUCGACCUCUGGCUCUGGCGCCGCGGUCUCCAAUACCACCACCUCCAGCGCCGCGACCUCCGCCCCCGCCGCUGCACCGGCCGCCGCCACUGAAUCCGGCUUCUCGUUAUAUAACGCCGAAUAUCUCGUUAUAUAUAAGCCGAAUAUCUCCGGCUUCUCGUUCGGUAGCAGGUUCGGUGGUACACCGGCUGCCCAGAGCACGGCUACGGACGGCCCCAGCACCAGCUUCACGUUCCGACUGCCGGCCACCGCCAGCGCCACAGCGGCAGCAACAGACUCUGACCCGGAUGAGGUGACUGUGGUGGGCGAGGUUCAGCCGACCGAGGAGCAGCGCGCUGCCGCCGCCCGGCUCCAGCUGCCGGCCGGCUUCUACCUGUACGAACAGCGACCGCCGUGCCGGGGAUGCCGCGGCUGCUGGGACCAGAUGCCCGGAGAGGCAAGGGGCGAGAACACCACGGAGGAGGGGCCUGUCAGCUCGACCUCUGGCUCUGGCGCCGCGGUCUCCAGUACCACCACCCCCAGCGUCGUGACCUCCGCCCCCGCCGCCGGCGCCGGAGCGGCCACCCCCAACAGCUCCUUCCAUUUCAAGGCUGCCCCGUUUUGGUUUGCGUUCGGCGGCGACCAGAGUAAGGUCGUCGAGGCGACUCCCAAGGCCACGUUCGAGUUCGGCGUCACGUCCGCAGCCUCCUCGCCGUUCAAAUUCUCAUUCGGCGGCGACGCCGACAAGUCUAGAUCCUCGAUCUUCGGAGGGGCGGCGGCAGCGGACACAAAGACCACGUCAAUAUUUGGAGGUUCAUCGGGUAACAAGACAACUUCGAACUUCGGAGGAGCGUCGUCAACUGAAACCAAACCUGCGUCUAUUUUCGGAGGAACGCCCUCUUCCGAAACCAAAACCACGUCCAUCUUUGGUACCCCAUCGGUGUUCGGAGAAAAGGGAACUGACAAAGCCGUAUCUCUCUUCGGUGGGGCGACCACCGGCGACAAGACAUCCAAAGAAGACCAGAUAUUCGGCGGCUCCGGGACUGACUCCAAGCCCGCCUCUCUGUUCGGCGGCUUUGGUGUGGCCUCUGGUGCCCAGUCGUCUCCGUUCGGCUCCGGCUCAUCAGUGUUCGGUGGAUGGCCGUCGUUCGGUAGCGCCGCGUCCAAGCCGGCCUCCAGCGAGAGCGGCGCCGUGGCCAAGCCACCUACUCCGGCCAACUCGUCCGCCCCCAAGGCGCCUGAGCCGAUCAGCUCCGGCUCGGCCCCGUCGGCACCACCGGCCGCUGCUACUGGAUCGACUGGUGCCGGCGCUGCGGUCACCCCGACCCCGUCAGCACCACCGGCCGCCGACACUGGAUCGACUGGUGCCGGCGCUGCGGCCACCCCGGCCCCGUCGGCACCACCGGCCGCCGCCACUGGAUCGACUGGUGCCGGCACUGCGUCCACCCCGGCCCCGACCAAUGGUCCAUCUACAGAAACCAGCAUCAACGACACAGCACAGAGAGGGCUCCAGUCGCCGGCGGCCAGUGACGUCUCGAAGCGGACAUCGAGCCAAUUCCCUGCGGCCAGUGUAGUCACAGUCCAGAAGCAGGAACUCUCAACUGUGAAGCAGUUGAAGCAGUUUACAUUUCCACCUGGUCUUGCAGAGCUACAGGUGAUCGCGAUUUUGGAGUCCCUCCAAGUCCAAACAUUGAAGGAGCUCACGGUCUCCACUCCUCCUGACUCGACGGGACGGUGGCUGCAGCUGCUGCCGCCGUCCUUGAGGCGCCUGGACGUUUACGGACCGGGGGAGACGGGGAAGCCGGCGAGACUGGGAAAUGGAAGACAGCCUGACCAUGGGCUGGUGGUCGUCAUAAUGCAGGCGGGAGAUGACGUCAUCAGCCAGAUGGCCACGGAGCUGGGACCACGGGUUACCGGGCUGAACAUGUUCUACUGCCCGCGUGUCACUGCCGGGGCCCUACAGAGGCUGCUGUCCGCCCUCACCGGCCUGGAAGAUGUCACGUUUAACGGCACUCUGUCCGGCGCCAUCACUGACGCCUCACUGGCCGCCCUCCACGGCUGCUCCCAGCUGCGUAUAAUGCAGCUGGGAACGCCCACUGUACUCUGUACGGAUAUACCGGUCACAGCGGUCAGCAGACUGGUGGUCAGCUGUCGGAAACUGGUGUGGCUGAAUUUCCAAGCAACGGAGGAGCUCAGUCAGACGGUCCUGGACGCCCUGGUCCGGGCAGACCUGGGGAAACGCGAUGACAACACGCCGAGAACACUGAGGUUCGGGGUCCCAGAACCUGCCUAUGGGAAGCUGAGACAGAAGUCCACCAGCAGCAUCAAAGUGUUGAAGGCUACCUAGAAGUACCUAUCAUUCGAAAAUACCACGCCGACUGAGAAUGCGCCUACAUCCUCAGCUCGUUCCCCCUUCUGAUUGGCUCAUCACAAGACGCCGAGGUGACGGACAAAUGGGACGACAGUCUGCCGGGCUUUAUCUCCAACAGCAGGUGAAGCUGCGCUCCUUCAGCACCGGGUGAACACGGUGGGGUCGAACAUAACGCCUGCUUGUUCUUACUAUGCUGCUUCUGCUUAUGCGUUUCCUGUAUCAUGUAUGAUGAAAAACAAUGACGUGAUAGUUCGGUGAAAAUCAUUCAAAUGAUGUGAGCAAUAUUAGAUAUUGUGUGACUUAGGGAACAAAAAUAUGGAUAAGAUACACAGUUAGAUGAUCAUGCUGCCUUAUCCAGCCUUAUCCCUUAGAGCACCCUGCUCUACGGAAUCGAUAGAAUGAACGCACCAUAUGUCCUUUACAUUUCGAACGGCGCCUGUGAAAACUGAAUAGCUAUUAGUGCGCUCAGUGUCUCGUAUCGAUACACGGGGCAGCGGUGUCAACAAACCCGACCGAGGGAGGACUGCCAAGUUUGAGCGCCACCGAACCCCCUGACCUGGGAAUGGAUGACGAUAGCGAGGGGAAGGGGGCGGGGCGAGCUUAGCCGGCGGUUCUCCGCCCCUCACAUUGUCUGUGUAUCGGUACUUUUGUGAGAGACUGUACAAUCACAUGGUGUGUGCUGUUGAAAUUUGCUGUUGGGUGUAAAUUUGAUAGAAACUGUUUGACGUGAGAAACAAGUGUAA
Messenger RNA from Amphibalanus amphitrite, 3530 nucleotides. Its product is annotated as mucin-19-like. Bases 10 to 2763 code for a protein of 917 amino acids. The record is from RefSeq and is a predicted model, not a curated record. The transcript has 10 exons. NCBI's taxonomy places the organism in Eukaryota, Metazoa, Arthropoda, Thecostraca, Balanomorpha, Balanidae.